Molecule: messenger RNA, 1635 nt
Organism: Aspergillus vadensis CBS 113365
Lineage: Eukaryota; Fungi; Ascomycota; Eurotiomycetes; Eurotiales; Aspergillaceae
Product: acid protease
Exons: 1
Coding region: 1-1635 (544 amino acids)
Source: RefSeq, a predicted model, not a curated record
AUGAUGCGACCGCUACUUCUCCCCCUAUUGGGGGCAUUUCUGCAGACCUCUUCUGCAUCCAAUCCCUAUGUAAUGAGCUGGUCCUCGCAGGCCUACGGUCCAGAUGGCCCGUGGCAGGCCGUAUCCGUCGACGUGGGCAGCAACAAGCAGACGGUCGAUCUUUACCCCGGUGCCAACUAUGCUAGCACGAUCCUGAUGAGCACUCUCUGCACGAACAAAACUCUGUCAUCCACCUGCUACGCCGCUGAAGCAGGCACCUUCAACCAAAACACCUCCACCACCGCCUACACCACUCCCAGCUCGUGGGAAACAACAUACUGGGCCGUGGAGGGUGGAAGCAAAGAAUCUGUGCUCGGCGAUGAAGUCACCUUAGGGUCGUUUGUCGUUCCCAAUGUGAGCUUCGAAGCCAUCUACCAGACCUAUCAGACUUAUCCCAAUGGCAUUGCCUAUCCCGUCUCGGUUGGCAGUCUGGCCCUGGGGGGUCCGUACCUCUCGGAUACUGUGUCCAACUCCACCGUUCUGAACAUGAUUGCCGGGUGGCUUUACUCGUCCAAUGACAUCCCUUCCUACUCGUAUGGAAUGCAUAUAGGGUCAGUAGACCCAGAGAUUGCCGGUUCUCUGGUCUUGGGUGGUUACGAUAAGAGCCGAGUGAUCGGAGACGUGAGUGCCCAAGGAGUAGCGUCUUCGAGUGGUCUUUUGGAACUCGAAUUGAAGGAUAUUGGGCUUGGGGUUGCUGCGGGUUCCUCUCCCUUCAGCUUCACCAACGAAAGUGGAUUGUUUCUUCAGAGCAGUGGCUCCGUCCAGGCCAAGACGGUUCAGAUCGAUCCGACCAAGCCCUACAUGUACCUUCCCCAGGCGACUUGCGAUGCCAUCACCUCCACCAUGCCGAUCUCCUUCAACUCUAGCUUGGGACUAUACUUUUGGGAUACCACCAGCAGCGAUUAUUGGAAUAUCACGUCUUCUGCAGCAUACCUCUCCUUCGUCUUCAACAUGAAUGGAGUGAACAAUAAAAAUAUCACCAUCAAAAUUCCCUUUUCCCAGCUCAAUCUUACGCUACAAGAACCGCUGGUCGAUCAAAACGUCACCUACUUCCCGUGCUUCCUCACUACCUCCACCCCGGUGCUCGGUCGUGCCUUUCUCCAGUCCGCAUUCGUUGGGGUUAACUGGUUCAACGGGAACAACUCUGGCACGUGGUUCCUGGCACAAGCACCCGGCCCGGAUUAUGCCAGCGCAGACAUCACCCGGAUCGCAGUGGGUGACACGUCGCUUGCUGCCUCUAACGGUACCUGGGAGGACAGCUGGGCUACAUACUGGGGCAUCAAAACGACCGACAAUUCGAGUAGCUCCAAGGGUGGCCUGUCUUCGGGGGCCAAGAUUGGAAUUGGCGUUGGUGUGGGAGUCGGUGGAGCAGUGUUGAUCGCAGCGGGUAUAGCCAUCGCACUUUGUCUUCGCCGUCGCCGCGGAGCGACGAGUCAAGAGGCAGCUGGAGAGCAGCGGAGGUCAAUGUUUAGAGGGUUCGCGGAGUUGCCGGGAGGUGCUCAAAGUGAAGCGGCCAAGGAGUUGGAUACAAAGAUGCAUAAGCCGCCGCAGGAGAUGAUGGGUUCGCAGGAGGUAGAGCGAUACGAGCUGGGCUAA